ACUCAAAUAAAACUUUCUCAUCACCAUCAUCAUCGUCGUCCAUCACCACCAUCAUCAUCACUAUCAUCGCCGUCACUAUCAUCAUCAUUACUAUCAUCAUCGCCACACAAUCACGAUCGUCAUCAUCAUCAUAGCCGACAGAUGGAUUUCAUGCAGGCGUGCACUGCCUCGCUAUGCUCCGGCUACACCGACGACGAUGAACUGGCCACAUGUGUAGUGGCCAACUGUGUCGCCACAAAUAAUAAUAAUAAUAAUGGUGAUGGUGGUGGUGGUGGUCAUAAUUAUAAUGUAAAACGAAAUGACGUUGAUAGUGAUUACUAUAUGAAGGAUAAAUACGGUGAUUAUAAUGGUGUUGGCAAUGGUGGUAAUACUAAUAACAACAAUAACAAUAUUAAUAAUAAUGAUAAUAAUGAUAAUAAUACUAAUAACGGUAAUAGCCAAAGUGAUGACGACGACGAUGAUGAAGAUGAUAGUAUCAAUGAUAAGAAGAUCACUAAAGUUGAUAAGAGUAAUUAUGAUGAUGACGAUGAUAAUAAUAAUAAUAAUAAUAACGACAACCACAAUGAUGAUGAUAACAGCAUAGAAAGCAAAAAAUAUGGCGAUAAUAUAAGCUAUAACUAUAAUGAUGAUGAUCGUGACGAUGGUGUAGCUACUACAACUACCGCUACUUCGAAUAAUAGUGGUAGUGAUAAUGACGACGAUGAUGAUAGUAACAAUAACAACAACAAUAAUAAUAACAAUAAUAAUGAUGAUGAUGACGACUAUGAUGAUGAAGACGAUGAUAAAGCUGAUGAUGAAUACAAGAACCAAAAAGCCGAACUAUAUGGGAUGAAACAGCAUCAACUACAACAUCAUCAACCGUAUAUAUCUUACCGCGAGAAGAACAACAAUAAAAACAACAAUAAUAAUCACAACAAUAAUAACAAUGACAUGAACAACCUUAAAAAAUCAGGUUUGGAUCGUUUGGUUGGAGGCAACUACACGCAUAUUACGCAACAACUACAACAAAAAAAUAAUAAUUUCCUUCAAGAUUUGCAGCAAAGAUCAAAUAAUCGUCUUAAAAUCGCCCUACAUGGAACAAACAUUCCCGAACCAACACCCCAGGACUAUAACUAUCUCCAACAUUAUCUUCAACAACAACAACAACAAAACAACGAUAUAGUUCAACAUGAACCACAACUAUACGACUAUGUACCACACAACACAAACAUAUUGCAACAUAUCAAAAAAUUAUUUCAACAAAUAGCUCCACCGAAACAGCAGCAGCAACAACAACAACAACAGCAACAACAACAGCAACAACAACAACAAUACCGAUACGGUUAUGGAAACCGACUAGAAUGGAUGCCGAUGGAUCGAUUCGAGAAAGAAGAAUUCGAUAAGUAUUACAGUGACGCAAGAAAGCGUGGCUAUCAUGAUGUUUGGUACAUGUGCGUUGAGAAUAACUGCAACUCGGUGAAUAAGAACAACUCGUUUCACUAUAGAUGCGCAAACUACUUUUGUGGUCGAAAGUGAUGUCCUACCCUCUAUAAUUUAAGAAACAUUUGAAGUUUUGUCUAUUAAUAAACGAUCAUGUAGAUGGCGAUUAUGAGUUUGUUGACUAUCAAUUAAGUAAAUUUUGAUCGGUUGAAAAUUAUUCAAUCCUCUGAUUGAUUGGCUCGCUCGAUAGAAUAGGUUGGAUGGAUUGAUUGAUUUUAAUGAUUUCAACUAACAAUUAAUGUUUAAUUCAAUUUACAAUUGAAAUAAAAUUUUAAAUUCGCU
Molecule: messenger RNA, 1761 nt
Organism: Helobdella robusta
Lineage: Eukaryota; Metazoa; Annelida; Clitellata; Rhynchobdellida; Glossiphoniidae
Exons: 3
Coding region: 142-1515 (457 amino acids)
Source: RefSeq, a predicted model, not a curated record